Messenger RNA from Schistocerca gregaria, 3115 nucleotides. RefSeq names its product protein MIS12 homolog. Lineage: Eukaryota; Metazoa; Arthropoda; Insecta; Orthoptera; Acrididae. The coding region runs from base 388 to 1044 and encodes 218 amino acids. Gene Ontology annotation, biological process: mitotic cell cycle. The record is from RefSeq and is a predicted model, not a curated record. The transcript is spliced from 4 exons. Gene Ontology annotation, cellular component: chromosome, centromeric region; nucleus.
GAGGUUCCGUCAAGUGUGAAUCCACCUAUAUAUUGAUGUUCCGUGCGAACUGCUGACAUUAUUGCAGUCUGGGAUUAAUUGAUAAUAGCUAUGAGACUACGAACUAUCGAUAGUUUCUUCGACUUUCAACUCAUAUAUUAUCUGUGGCUUACAAACCGCCAGUUUUGUUUGGGUGGUGUUUUGAUUUGGUUGUAUGUUUAUCCAACCUAGUGUGCAGUCUGCAAUAGUCAGUGGUACGGAGUUUAUGUGCCAUUGAUAACAAGUGAGACUGUUACUUCAAGAUUGUAUACGAUUUACAAACCACCAGUUUUGUGUGUGAUGAUUUAGUAUCUAAAAUGCUUGUCAACACGUAAAGUUUGUUUUUUGUAAUCGUACAGAGCAAUUUAAAUGGAUCCUCCACAAUAUCUAGACAACCAAGCAUUGUUGAAAGGAGAAUAUGAGACACAAUUUUUCGGAUUUUCCUCGAGAGUUUUAUUCGUGCACCUGAAGGACUGCAUAAAUGAUAUUUUUAGUAGCCAUGCAACAAGUUUACAAGAUUCCUUGAUAAAGAAACGGGGAUGUGAUGAAAAUGAAGCUAAAUCUGCAACAGACAUGUUGAUCCGUAAGUGUGAAUGUGCUCUUCAAGCACAUAGUGAUGAUUUGCAGAUAGCCUGUGAUUCGAAUUUUGGAAUCCCAAAUGGUGUUUUGCUACCUGAAGAUGAUGCGCAGAAAGUUCAAUAUUCAAGUGAAGAAGCUGAAAAUCUCGAGAGAGAGAUAGAUUGUCUGAUGACUAGGUUAACCAGGGCAAAGGCCAUGAAAUGCCAUUUGGCCAAUGAAUUAGAGGAAUUUGAAAAAUUGAAACCCGUAAUAGAAAAGAUGCACAAUCUAAGACUGGAGGUAUUAAAGAAUUUGGUUAAACAAGUGACGCAACAUGAACAGCAAUUGAAGAGACUAUCGAAAGUGUCAAAAUCAAUCUGUUCAGUUACCAGCAAAACAACAACGGAUAAAACAGACUUUCCUCAUAAAUUAGUCAAAGACAAAUUCCGUUGUUCCCCUCCUGAAUAGUCAUGUAUUGGUGUCUGGUGUGUUUCUAUACUGUGCUAAAUUCUUAAUCAGUGGAGUCUGUAAUUUGUUUUAUAUCCAUAUUUACUUUGCUAAGCUGUUCAUUUACCUCAUUCCUCACUAAAUCACACUUCUUGAUUAUCUCAGAGUGUGAGCCACCUUUUAACUUUUGUAAAGUGGAUUUUAAUUUUAGUAUUUUUUGAUUUAUCUGAGCCUUAUCCUGAGUCUGAGUCUCAGAAAUAUGUUCUUCCGACUUAUUGGCUUAUUGGUCUGUAUUCUUAUUAGUUGUAUUCAAUUUGAAAUUCAGGUCUGUAAUUAAGUUAUACAUUAGCAUUAGUUAUAUCCAGCUUGACAUUUACAUCAGUAAGAACAUUUUCAAACUCGAGUGUUUAAGUUACUGUUUAGUUCUCGAGGAGCAGAUAUUUCCUCUCACAAAGUUGCUGCAAUUGCCAUCUCGUGUUGAAGAUGUGUGCCGUCCCUCGGCAUGGCUCAACACAUGAAAAUAAUAGUAAAAACCCCACACAACACCUGUACCUUUACACUUGACACCUAAUUUUGUAACUCUUCAGUUGCAACUAUCAUUUGUUAAUAAGGAGGUUAAGGAGGUGUAGGGAUACUCAUCACUCCUUUGGAGUGGUAUGCAGGAUGACCUAAAAAAAACACUGACAAGGUUUAGGGACAGGUUCCUUAUACAUAAAUAAGUAAAGAAGUCUAAUAAACAUGGGCUGUAAAAUGCAUACCUUAAGAGGUAUUAGCACUUGUUCAUCUUCAAUACUAUGAAAUAGAUCUCUUGUAUUGUAAGGUCUUUACUUUCUAUAUUUUGGGAGUAGGUACUGACCAAAACAAGAAAAAAGUCUUAUAAACAUGGAGUCCAAAAUGCAUACUGUAAUUGCUAGGAGCACUUGUUCAUCUUCACUAGUGUGAAACACAUUUCUUGUACUGAACAAUUGCUCAUAACUGUUAAAGUAUGCAUUUUAGAGCCCAUGUUUACUAUCUAUUUUUCUUGUUUUGAUCAAUACCAGCUCCUCGCAAAAUAAGAAAAGCAAAGAGCUUGCAGCAGAAGAGAUGCGUUUCAUAGCAUUGAAGAUUAAUAAGGGCUCACAUCUCUCAUAGUUUGUGCUUUAGAGCCUGUGUUUACUAGACUUUUUUUCCUUGUUUUGGUAUACUAGAGCCUAUCCCUAAAGCUUGUCAGGAUGUUUUUUUAAAGGGGGGGGGGGGGGGGGGGGUUGCUGGGACCCUGUAUAUCACCACAAGGCCCAAGAUUCUUUCAUUGUCUCAUAUCGGUGUGUGACAAAGGUGGUAGAAUUUAUCUAUCUUUAUAGAACAGAAACAGAUUUUAAUAUAAUAGUGAUUUAUAAAAUGUACAAAUCAAUCACAUAAUAUAUAAUUUCAUUUUUAUUUGACAGUUGAAAUAUAUAUAUAUAUGUAUAUAUAGGUAUAAUAAUGAUAUUUAUAUAUAUGGAGAAAAUAAAUCUCACAGUUAUUGUAUAUAAUUUUCAUGAACUGUAGCUUUGUUGAGUGGUAACACUAAAAAAUAAAAUUUUUAUGGAAAAAUAUGAAGUUUCGGUCACAGAACCGAUGUUAUAAUAUUGCUUAAUAUAUCACAUAAAAUUCAAUAAUGGUAUUAUUAAUAUUUUGUACUUGAACACAAUACACCCAAUAAAUGUGACAUCAUUGCACAGUUAACAAUCUUAUCAUGUAAAUGCUUCUUGUGUGAAAUAAUCAGAGAUGUUUUUCAACAACUUAAUACAGCUGCAUUAAAUGCUCAUGGUAUGUAAUAGUGAAUAAAAAGAAAACUGACAAUCUGAGCCAUCAAGGAAUGGUCAAUUUGGCAAAAUGUAUGGAAGUGUGAGGCACAAAAAUUGUAGACGGAGGCCAAAGCUGGAGUAGAGUUAAGUUCAGACGGAUGUAGGUUGCAAUAUUUACAAAGAGAUGAAGAGACUUGCACAGGAUAGACUAGUGUGAAGAGUUUAAUCUAAUGAGUCUUCAGACUGAAAACUCCCUAUUACAACAGUGAUAACAAAAACAACGAAUAUGUGCUCUAAUGAUGUCUAAAUAUAAUGAUAUAAAUAAA